UCACAAUCGCGGCAGUUGGCCGGUUGCCGGGGAGGAGUCGCCAUUGCUGAGGUCUGAACUUAUCUGAAAAGGAGAAGCUGAGCAUACCGAUCGGUGCCUUACCGGUACAGCCCUCCUCCCGGCCAUUCGGUAGAUUUCUGUGUGAUCUGAUUUGGAUCGAUCAGGGCGACCAUGGCCUGCGGAGCGACAUUGAAGCGCUCUAUGGAAUUUGAGGCCUUGAUGAGCCCACAGUCUCCGAAGCGCCGUCGGUGCACCCCUCUCCCGGGUUCCCCCGCCACACCGUCCCCCCAGAGAUGCGGCAUGAGGCCCGAGAGUCCGCUAGGCCAACAAUCCCCUCAGCUGGGCGUUGACCGCCGGCUCACCCCGGAACAAAUCUUUCAGAACCUGAGACAGGAAUAUACACGCUACCAUAGACGACGGCAGCUAGAAGGAGCUUUCAACCAAACUGAAAAUGGACACUCCAGUGAGGUUCAAGCCAGUACAUCUCUCACAGCUCCAUCGUCACCAGGUUCACUGGUGAAGAAAGACCAACCAACAUUCAGCUUACGACAAGUAGGAAUUCUGUGUGAACGUCUACUGAAGGACCAUGAAGAUAAGAUUAGGGAAAAAUAUGAGCAGAUUCUCAACACAAAACUAGAAGAACAAUAUGAAUCCUUUGUGAAAUUUACACAUGAUCAGAUUAUGCGACGGUACGGGACAAGGACUGCAAGUUAUGUGUCUUGAAUUGUUCGCUUUGCCGUCUGGGUACCAGUUUUCACUUUGGGUUUACGGCUGCUCUACAUUCUUGCCACCUGUGAGGUGCCACAUUAUUAUCAGUUUUUCUUCACAUCGUGUCAUCCAGAGAAUUUUAACGUCAUUGCUGGCUGCCUUCACACUUUAUUUUUAAUUUUUUUUUAAGCUUUUUUUUUUUCUCUCUACACUGACUUUUGUUUAAAGACUGUUCCUCUCAAUAAAACCAACUGUAAUCCAAAAGGUUGUAUUCUUUUGAUGGCUUCAGACAUCUCCAU
Messenger RNA from Nanorana parkeri, 1007 nucleotides. It is a transcript of the gene AKIRIN1, whose product is annotated as akirin 1. Bases 172 to 723 code for a protein of 183 amino acids. The record is from RefSeq and is a predicted model, not a curated record. NCBI's taxonomy places the organism in Eukaryota, Metazoa, Chordata, Amphibia, Anura, Dicroglossidae. Gene Ontology annotation, biological process: positive regulation of myoblast differentiation; positive regulation of lamellipodium assembly; negative regulation of skeletal muscle satellite cell proliferation. Gene Ontology annotation, cellular component: nucleus; chromatin. The transcript has 5 exons. Gene Ontology annotation, molecular function: transcription coregulator activity.